Messenger RNA from Mangifera indica (mango), 1869 nucleotides. Its product is annotated as homeobox protein knotted-1-like 3. Gene Ontology annotation, biological process: regulation of DNA-templated transcription. The coding region runs from base 90 to 1385 and encodes 431 amino acids. The transcript is spliced from 6 exons. Gene Ontology annotation, cellular component: nucleus. Lineage: Eukaryota; Viridiplantae; Streptophyta; Magnoliopsida; Sapindales; Anacardiaceae. The record is from RefSeq and is a predicted model, not a curated record. Gene Ontology annotation, molecular function: DNA binding.
AUCUUUUGUAAUAAACAAAUACGUAGUCAACAGAUAGAAAAAGAUACCUAUAAAUAUAUACACAUAUAUAUAUACACACACAUACACACAUGGCGUUUCAUCACAACCACCUCUCUCAAGACCUUCCGCUUCACCACUUCACCGACCAACAACAACCGCAACAGCAGCAACAACAAAGCAUCUCGGAAACAACAGCUCCGAGUUGGCUCAACUCAGCACUCCUCCGUACGCAACAACCCCCGGCACAACCACACUUCACGGACACGAACUUUCUGAACCUCCGUACGACCGCCAACAACAACAACAACAACACGGCUUCAGAUUCUGACGCUUCUCAAACUCCCAACCAAUGGCUCUCGCGCUCCUCAUCAUCGCUCUUACACCGUAACCACAGUGACGUAAUCGACGACGUCAAUCCAACCAACGACUCAAUCAUCGCGGCCGUUGAAUCCGUCGAUUUGAAAAACAGCAACAGCGAAAACAUGAACAACAAUAAUAAUAAAAGCGAAGGAGUGGUUGUUGAGAGUGGUGACGGAAUGAUGAACUGGCAAAAUGCGAGGUACAAGGCGGAGAUAUUGACGCAUCCUUUGUACGACCAGUUACUGUCGGCACACGUGGCGUGUUUGAGGAUCGCCACGCCGGUGGAUCAGCUGCCGAGGAUUGACGCUCAGUUGGCUCAGUCGCAGCAUGUCGUGGCUAAGUACUCGGCCUUGGGCGCUGGUCAGGCCAUGGUUCCCGAUGAUAAAGAACUCGAUCAAUUCAUGACACAUUAUGUUCUACUGCUUUGUUCGUUUAAAGAACAACUACAACAACAUGUUAGGGUACAUGCAAUGGAAGCGGUAAUGGCUUGUUGGGAGAUUGAGCAAUCUCUUCAAAGCUUAACAGGAGUUUCACCAGGUGAAGGUACAGGGGCAACUAUGUCUGACGAUGAUGAUGACCAAGUUGAUAGUGAUACCAACUUGUUUGAUGGAGGUUUGGAGGGUGCAGACACCAUGGGAUUUGGUCCUCUCAUACCAACAGAGAGUGAGAGAUCCUUGAUGGAGCGUGUGAGGCAGGAGCUGAAACACGAACUGAAGCAGGGUUACAAGGAGAAAAUUGUGGACAUAAGGGAAGAAAUUUUGCGCAAGAGAAGAGCAGGAAAACUUCCUGGUGACACCACCUCUGUUCUAAAGUCUUGGUGGCAAACACAUUCCAAAUGGCCAUACCCUACAGAGGAAGACAAGGCUAGGCUGGUGCAGGAGACAGGUUUGCAAUUAAAGCAGAUAAACAAUUGGUUCAUCAAUCAGAGGAAGAGGAACUGGCACAGUAAUCCUUCAACUUCUACAGCCUUGAAGAGCAAGCGCAAAAGUAAUGCAGGUGAAAACAAUGGUGAUCAAUUCAUGUAAAUUGAAGACUAUCCAAGAACCAACCGGAUAAUUCUCUCUCAUGCUUCAACACCAAUGACAAAUUCAACAUACUGGUACUACAUAGAAACUGCAACAGAUACGGCUUCAGAAACAACUUUAGGUACAAUUGAAAGAGCCAUCGAAAAGAAGGUAAGUCAUGGUAAACCCGAUUCAUCCCAUAUUUUGCAUGUAUACAUAAAAGUCAUGCAUAUGGUGCUAUGUAUGUGAUGCAUUAUCUUCAGGAAUGAAGUUCAGUAUUUAGGAAUUAUAUUACUGUGACUGAAUUUAUCCAUUUUAUGCAUAUUGGCAGAUUUAUAAUUUUUGUUUUCGCUCAUAUUUGUGAAUAAGAUUAGUGAGGGGUUGUGGGUGUACAGUGUAAUAAUCUUGUUUUAAUUUCUUACAGUUAUACCAGUUACUAUUUAAGUUGUUAAUUUCAAUGAAGUUUGUAUAUGUUAUAGCGAUUAUUUAAGUUAAUUUUCAUGAA